UUAUAGCUCCGGGAUUGUUGGGGGAACUGAAGGUGUUGAUCAAACUGGAGGUGUUGAUCAGACUGGAGGAGCUGAUCUGACUGUAGGUGCUGAUCGGACUGGAGAUGUUGAUCAGACUGGAGAUGCUGAUCAGACUGGAGAUGUUGAUCAGACUGAAGAUGCUGAUCAGACUGCAGGUCUUGAAAGGUCUGGCCGGUUUGUUGGGAAUGGUGGUGUCGAAGGCGCCUUUGACAGUGAGGGAGAUGCUGGCGAGUGGAGAGUUGGCGGACCAGCGGCUAUUUAUAGCUCCGGGAUUGUUGGGGGAACUGAAGGUGUUGAUCAAACUGGAGGUGUUGAUCAGAAUGGAGAUGCUGAUCGGACUGGACCUGGAAGUGUUGAUCGGACUGGAGAUGUUGAUCGGACUGGAGGUGUUGAUCCGACUGGAGGUGCUGAUCAGACUGGGGGUGUUGAUCGGGCUGGAGGUGUUGAUCGGAAUGGAGGUGCUGAUCGCACGGGAGGUGUUGAUCGGACUGGAGGUGUUGUGUUAAAAAGGAUUGCUGUAAUACAAGCUGGUUCUUCUCAGUGUACAUGUCGAUAA
Lymnaea stagnalis (great pond snail) is the source of this 577-nucleotide messenger RNA. The record is from the annotation of a GenBank genome assembly. NCBI's taxonomy places the organism in Eukaryota, Metazoa, Mollusca, Gastropoda, Lymnaeidae.